AUGGAAGUUGUUAUUGAGAGUUCUGUUUGGGAACUGAAUAUAGAAAUAUUCCUCUUUCUCUCCGUCUGUUGCUGCUUCUCAAUUUUUCUUUAUCCUCAUCUCUCCAAUCUCAACAGAACUUCCACAAUCCUCGACCAUGGAAUUUCUUCAUCGUUUACAAGUUUUCAGUGGAACUUCCUCUUCAUUUACUCUCUCGCUUCAGUUGUGGAAAGUUUAUGGUUCGUGUUUGGAGAGUUCAACUUAGCUUCGUAUGGAAUUGGCAAGGAGGAGAUGAUUAUGUCUCUCUGCUACAGUUAUAUAACUUCUCUUUUUGCUGCUCCUUUCCUUGGUAUGCUCUCAGAUUUUAUAGGUCACAAGAAAGCUUGUUUGACAUAUUUGACAUAUUGUAUCCUACACUUCUUUGUCGGUGUAUGGAAGAAGAUUACACAACAACCAAGCAUUAUCAUGACUAGCGUUUGUCUCUCUAUGGCCAAUACAAUAUUCUCAUUCAGUUUCGAGACUUGGAUGGUCACUCAACAUGAAAAGCAGUGA
This is a messenger RNA of Lathyrus sativus (Indian pea), 531 nucleotides long. The record is from the annotation of a GenBank genome assembly. NCBI's taxonomy places the organism in Eukaryota, Viridiplantae, Streptophyta, Magnoliopsida, Fabales, Fabaceae.